Messenger RNA from Colossoma macropomum (tambaqui), 1967 nucleotides. It is a transcript of the gene dachb, whose product is annotated as dachshund b. The coding region runs from base 171 to 1712 and encodes 513 amino acids. Lineage: Eukaryota; Metazoa; Chordata; Actinopteri; Characiformes; Serrasalmidae. The transcript has 11 exons. The record is from RefSeq and is a predicted model, not a curated record.
AUAGCGCAGAGCACGCGCACAACAGAGGGAGGUCUACAUUCUUAUAUGUCUCUUUACGGUUCAGUGCAAACAAGCGAGAGUUAAAAAAUGGAGAAAAGAUAGAGCAAAGGAACGUAUGCCAAAUGUCCGAGGCUGAAAGACUCUCCAAAAGGGCGUCUGUGAUGUAAAGCAUGGACGUCCCCUCAACUCCUCCGCUGAUCUCUCCGGGUUCUACUCUCUCCGCGAGGCAGUUUGGGACAGACCCGUUUAGCUUCAGCCCGCCCGCUUCUCCUCCGCGAGCGCCCACUGGCUCGCUGAGCGGCUCGACGGUGGCGAACGAAUGCAGACUGGUGGAAGUGCGCGGGCUGAAGGUGGCGUCGUUCCGCGUGGACGGACAGGAGCUGAUCUGCCUCCCGCAGGUGUUCGAGCUCUUCCUGAAGCACCUGGUCGGUGGGCUGCACACCGUCUACACCAAGCUGAAGCGGCUGCGCGCGCGCCCCGUGGUCUGCACCGUGGAGCAGGUGCGCGUGCUGCGCGGGGUGGGCGCCAUCCAGCCCGGGGUCAACCGCUGCAAACUCAUCUCGAGGAGGGAUUUCGAGGCGCUCUAUAACGACUGUACCAGCGCGAGCUCUCGCCCAGGCCGGCCCCCGAAACGCUCUUAUAGAACCAACAUGCAGGACAGUUCAGGACAGCUUCUGCACCAUGGAGCUCCUGGCCUACUCCCCCCAGCCUUCCUGUCACCAAGAGGUCUUACAGCCGCAGCAAUGGCUGAAACAAUGAAGUUACAGAAGAUGAAGAUGAUGAUAAACCUACAUAAAAGCACUAAUGAAAACGGCACACAGUCUGACCCACGGGAGCUCAACUCAAAAACAGUUUCAGAUCUACCAUUCAAGAUGAUUCCUCACCCCCUGCUUCCUGUUAACCUCCCUCGGACCUCUGUUGCCUUGGUGAUGAACCAGAUGAAUCAUUUGAAGACAUUAGCCAAUGUGGUCAGCAGUGCACGGGUGCACAGUCCAAGCACCAGACAAAUCUCUGUUAUCAAGCAGGAGUGUGCUGAAGACAGUCCAUCUCUGACAUCCACUGUGGAUGGAAUGGCCAUGUCCAAAGCUGAUUAUUCACAGAAACAGAGGAGCAGCCCGCCCAGCAGCCCAAAGCAUGCUAAUGUAUAUUCUCCACUAAGUGGGUCUCUGGAGCAGAGAGAGCGGGAAUCGGGUUGCAUCAGAUUUCCCAAGGACACAGUUGAGAAACGCCCAGCUCAAGCCUUGGUCCCCGGAUUCCCUGCUGCGUUCCUGUACACUGAUGGCUCGUCUGUGGAGACGCUUCUUACAAAUGUUCAGGGCUUGCUGAAGGUGGCCCUGGAGAAUGCCCGGCUGCAGGAGAAGCAGCUCCAGCAGGAGAGGAGAGAGCUGAAGAUGGAGCUCUAUAGAGAACGGGAGAUAAGAGAGAGCCUGGAGAGACAGCUCACCACUGAACUGCACAGUCGAGUCACCAUUCAGCGGCGUCUAAGGAAAGAGAAGAAGGCGAAAAGGAGACUGCAGGAGGCCCUGCAGUUUGAGUGUAAGAGAAGAGAGCAGGUGGAGCAGGCCUUACAGCACACUGCCUCACACAUAUUCACACAUGCAGAUAACAGAGAAGGAGUUGGUCUGAAUGUGGAAGUGGAGCACAACAGAGCCCCAGAAGAGAACAGCACAUUACAAGAGAGAAAAGUAUUUACAAAGACAGGAAUGUACUGAGGAAUGAAGACGCAGUAGUGAAAAGUGGCUGUCCUCUACACAUUAUUUGGACAAUUCACAUCUGUACAUCACAAAUUCAGGAGAAGAUUAAUUAUUGGCCUUGAAAUGAUUUACCAGAUAAAAUGCUAAAACACAUAUUCUUCUUUGAAACUGAAGGCAAUGUUUUUUUUAAAUGUUGCAGUACGUUUUUGUUUGUUUAUUUUUCCAUGAAGGAAACUUCUGAUGUCUUACUAUCUGAAGCUUCUUCUAAUUAAA